Coccinella septempunctata (seven-spotted ladybird) is the source of this 1156-nucleotide messenger RNA. RefSeq lists its product as uncharacterized. Lineage: Eukaryota; Metazoa; Arthropoda; Insecta; Coleoptera; Coccinellidae. Gene Ontology annotation, cellular component: cytoplasm. The transcript has 2 exons. The record is from RefSeq and is a predicted model, not a curated record. Gene Ontology annotation, biological process: multicellular organism development; proteasome-mediated ubiquitin-dependent protein catabolic process. The coding region runs from base 251 to 1033 and encodes 260 amino acids. Gene Ontology annotation, molecular function: ubiquitin conjugating enzyme binding; ubiquitin protein ligase activity.
AGAAUAUUAUUCUGAAAGAUAUCGAACUCGUAAAUACUAAUAGCCCCAUUAUAAACCAAUUACCUGAACAAAAUGGCCACAAUGUCGGCAUGGCAAUUGAGAAAAGAAGAAGAAAAAAGGACCGACUAAAAUUUGUAUAAAUUCGUCAGAAAUUGAAAAUCUAAACAGUUCGAGUCUUGUACCAGUACAGUUCACGUAUCGAAGAAAUUUCACAAGUUUAUAAGCUGAGAAGUGUCCACGUAUUACAAAAAUGGUGUCAAAUGAAAUAGCGAAAGAAAUCUGCAAAGAGAUCCUGCAGGGAAGUCUUCAAUGUGAUAUCUGCUGCAGAUUCCUCUUUCCAAAUAAGCAAUGCGCUUCAGGGCAUACUAUUUGUGCCACAUGCCUGACCAAAGUAAAAAGUUGCCCUUUUUGCAGAAGACGAUCCAGAUUUUCUGAAAAUUUGGCUCUCACGUCCAUAGCGUCAUCGUUUCCUGUACGUUGCGCUGCAGGCUGCGGAUACACGGGAUCUCCACAGGAUAUGGUGUUUCAUUUGAGCGAGUGUGAGCGCAAGACCUUUGAAUGUCCAACAAGAAGAGUCUUGCCAAAUUUGUCAUCAGAAAAUUCCCAUCCUGGAAGACAGAAGGUGUGCCGCCAUUUUGUUGAAGACCACCCGCAUCUCCUAAUCAAGGAGAACAAAAUGGAAUUGAAAUUCGAUGAAUAUUUUUAUCGAUAUGUUUACAACUCCGGUUCAUCCACCAUCUGUGCGGAUCAAUGUUUUUAUAUGGAUGGCAAUGUCAUUCAAUUAUGGUUGCAAGUUAGUCUUCAGAAAAAACGACUUCGGGUGGCUCUGAUGUUUUAUGGUCCAGAAAUAGAACGAUAUAAGUAUCAGUGCCUGAUUCGCCUGAUGGUAAGCAAAAGAGCUAAACAGAAGAAGUUUGUUUGGUGCGCCCCAUAUUCUUCCACCUUUGAAGAAAUUCCAGAUAAUUAUGUUGCAGAGUUCUGUUUUACACGAAUGGGGGAAUUUCACUUGGAAAUGAUCAAUAACUCCGAAUGACAGCGUACAUAUUUUUUGUAUAUUAUUAUUGAGCAGUGAUUAAAGUUUAGGCAAUAUUUAUAAACUUUUUGUUAUAUGAAAUCUUUUUCACAUUAAUUUACAUUAAACAUUAUUUUUUUAUUA